Messenger RNA from Pteronotus mesoamericanus, 3183 nucleotides. It is a transcript of the gene FAM193B, whose product is annotated as family with sequence similarity 193 member B. Gene Ontology annotation, cellular component: cytoplasm; nucleus. Bases 86 to 2797 code for a protein of 903 amino acids. The transcript has 10 exons. Lineage: Eukaryota; Metazoa; Chordata; Mammalia; Chiroptera; Mormoopidae. The record is from RefSeq and is a predicted model, not a curated record.
GCGCCGCCAUAUUGGCUGUUGUCCUGAGAGGGGAGCGGCGGCGGCGGCGGCGCAAGCGGAGCAAGGGAGAGGCGCGAGCGGCAGCAUGACUCGGAGGCGGAGCAGGCCAAGCGGCGGCGCGGGCCGGCGCGAGCGGGCUCGGGCUGCGGGGCCGCAGAAGCCCCAGGCGCCCGAGCCCCCGCCGCCGCCGAGCUUGGAAGCGGGAGCGGGUGCAGGGCCCCCCGAGGCGCCAGCGGAGCCCGACUGCGACGGCACCAGGGAGGAGGACGAGCCCAAGCUGGCGCCUGGCCUGCAGGUCCCCCACACCUCCCGCCAGUCUGUGCAGACUCGCUGCCUGCUGUGUCAUCGGGAGCGCAAAGGCUGGGAAGAGGGGCCUUCCCAAAACGGACUGGUGUUGCAGGGUGAGAAGCUGCCCCCCGACUUCAUGCCAAAGCUCGUCAAGAAUCUCCUAGGCGAGAUGCCUCUGUGGGUCUGCCAGAGCUGCCGCAGGAGCGUGGAGGAAGAUGAAAGGCAGACAGGCCCCGAGCGCGCAGUGGCGAUCUCCUUGUCACACACAUCCUGCAAAUCUCAGUCUUGUGGCGGUGACUCUCAUUCCUCUUCGUCGUCCUCUUCAUCGUCCUCGUCCUCGUCCUCAUCCUGCCAUGGGAACUCAGGGGACUGGGAUCCCAGCUCGUUCCUGUCCGCGCAUAAGCUCUCAGGCCUCUGGAACUCCCCACACUCCAGCGGGGCCGUGCCGGGCAGCUCGCUCGGGAGUCCUCCUUCCGUCCCCGGUGAGAUUUUCCCCGUCUCAGAGCACCGCCGGCACUCAGACCUCACUGCGCCGCCUAACAGCCCCACCGGCCACCACCCCCAGCCAGCGUCGCUGACCCCAUCUCACUCUGGAUCCUUUGGCUCACCACCCCACCCGCACCUGCUGCCCCCCACCCCCGCCGCGCCAUUCCCCGCGCAGGCGUCAGAAUGCCCUGCUGCCGCUGCCACCGUGCCACACCCCCCAGGGGCAUGUCAGAGCCCCCACCUGCCUUCCACCAGCAUGCCGCUCCUGAAGAUGCCUCCUUCCUUCUCGGGGUGCAGCCACCCCUGCGGCGGGCACUGCGGCGGGCACUGCGGCGGGCCUCUGCUCCCGGCACCCAGCCCGCAGCAGCUCUCUGGCACUCACAGCAGAGACCCGGGGUGCAAGGGGCACAAGUUUACACACAGCGGCCUGGCCUGCCAGCUGCCCCAGCCCUGCGAGGCAGACGAGGGGCUGGGCGAGGAAGAGGACAGCAGCUCAGAACGUAGCUCCUGCACCUCGUCCUCCACCCACCAGAGAGAUGGGAAGUUCUGUGACUGCUGCUACUGUGAGUUCUUCGGCCACAAUGCGCCACCCGCUGCCCCGACGAGUCGGAAUUAUACCGAGAUCCGAGAGAAGCUCCGUUCGCGGCUGACCAGGCGGAAAGAGGAGCUGCCUAUGAAGGGGGGCGCCCUGGGCGGGAUCCCUGGGGAGCCCGCCGUGGACCACCGAGAUGUGGAUGAACUGCUGGAAUUCAUCAACAGCACGGAGCCCAAAGUCCCCAACAGCGCCAGGGCCGCCAAACGGGCCCGGCACAAGCUGAAAAAGAAGGAAAAGGAGAAGGCCCAGUUGGCAGCAGAAGCUCUAAAGCAGGUGAAUCGUGGUGUUUCUGGAAGCCGGGAGCUGGCGCCCGGCAGGGAAAGGCUUUUGGAGUGGCCUGACCAGGAGCUGGAUCGGGUCAACAGCUUCCUGAGCAGCCGCCUGCGGGAAAUCAAGAACACUGUCAAGGACUCCAUCCGUGCCAGCUUCAGUGUGUGUGAGCUCAGCGUGGACAGCAAUGGCUUCUCAAAGGAGGGGGCUGCUGAGCCUGAGACCCACAGUCUGCCCCCAUCGAACCUCAACGGCUCCUCGGAGCACCGGCCUGACAUCAACCUCGACCUGUCCCCUUUGACUUUGGGCUCCCCUCAAAACCACGCGUUACAAGCUCCAAGCGAGUCAGCCCCACCAUGGGCAGAAAUGAGAGGCCCCCAGCCGCCAUGGACAGAGGUGAGGGGCCCCCCGCCCGGUAUCAUCCCUGAGAACGGGCUAGUGAGGAGACUCAACACCGUGCCCAACCUGUCCCGGGUGAUCUGGGUCAAAACGCCCAAGCCAGGCAACACCAGCUCUGAGGAACCAAGCCCAAAGGAGGCUCCUAGUUGCAAGCAGGAGCUGCCUGAGCCCGUAGCCUCGGGUGGGAAGCUGCGGAAAGGCAAGAGACAGGGCAGCCAAGCCAAGAAGAGCGAGGCGAGCCCAGCCCCCAGGCCCUCGGCCGGCCCGGAGGCUGCCGGUGCUAAGGGCCAGGCCUCUAGCCCCAAGCAGCCAGGCAAGGCCGUGGAGCCUCCCAAAGUGGGCGGCUGUGCUGAGGCCGGAGAGGGGGGCCGCGGGGGCCGGGCAGGACCAGGCUGGGCCAGCAGCCCCAAAGCCGACAAGGAGAAGGGCAGCUCCUGGCGAAACUGGCCAGGGGAGGCCAAGGCACGGCUUGCGCAACAGGAGUCUGUGCAGCCCCCGGGCCCAGCAAGGCCGCAGAGCUUGCCGCAGGGCAAGGGCCGCAGCCGCCGGAGCCGCAACAAGCAGGAGAAGUCGGCCUCCUCCUUGGACGACGUGUUCCUGCCCAAGGACACGGACGGGGCGGAGAUGGACGAGACGGACCGGGAGGUGGAGUACUUCAAGAGGUUCUGUUUGGAUUCUGCAAAGCAAACACGUCAGAAAGUUGCUGUGAACUGGACCAACUUCAGCCUCAAAAAAACCACUCCCAGCACAGCUCAGUGAGCCCCUGCCGGGUCCAGCGUCUUCAGGGUGUCCUGAGACGCCCCCCUGCCAGCUGAAGGCCUACAGUUUCUUACUCCUCCACGUCGCACCCACCUGCCCAAGACCCACCGUGCUCCCGCCAUCCCGGACCAACCGGAAGCUGAGUGGAUGCCGAGCCGGGCUGGGGCCCCUCAGGACCCCCACAGAGCCGCCUCCUGGUGCUACGCAGCCUCCACACUCAGAGCCCGGGGGCUGGGCUGGCCUGUGGGCGGGGGGCUGAUGGUACUGCUGGCCCAACACUGCUCUUUUUGUGUUUGUUUUUUUGUUUUUGUUUGUUUUAUUUUAUUUUUUUAAUUCUUUACUUUUGAUACUGUGAAGAUCUUUCCUGCGAUAAAGCAACAUUUGGA